AUGUAUCAAGAGGACGUUGAAAAUGCUAAAUAUGAGGUGAGUGAUUUGGACCAAGAAGUGGUGGUCACAGGCGUGCCGCAAUCUCAAAGAGUAAUGAAACUUGAUAACUGGGCAAAUGCCGGUUUUGGAGAACUGCUGAUGCGAAACAUUGUUGCCAGAUCACAGUACAAGGAACCACGGCGCAUACAGGCGGCAGUCAUCCCUCUCAUCCAGAACGGAUGGGAUUUGUUUGGACAUGCUGAAACGGGCAGUGGCAAAACUGCUGCAUUUGUUCUGCCAAUUAUUAAUCAUGUCAUUACACAUGGCGAGCCAGCCGAUCCACGUUGCGCUCCAGUCGGCUUAAUACUGGCGCCGACCCGAGAAUUGACGGGGCAGCUGUACAAUCAAACCAGAAAAUUUUCGGAUGGCACAGGUGUAACAGUAGCAAAAACAUAUGGGCGCUAUCGAAUGGAAGACAAUUUUAUGGAACUGGAAAGAGGCUGCAAUAUUCUGUUCGCAACGAUGGGCCGGCUGAAAGAUUUCGUGGAACAUGGAAGAGUAAGCAAACUACUUUCUAGUGAACCUCUCGUGCCCAACACUUUGUCCGUUCUCAAGCAGAUGGCACUCGAAUUUUUUUCAUUUACUAACGAACGAUAG
This is a messenger RNA of Gongylonema pulchrum, 636 nucleotides long. Lineage: Eukaryota; Metazoa; Nematoda; Chromadorea; Rhabditida; Gongylonematidae. The record is from the annotation of a GenBank genome assembly.